Molecule: messenger RNA, 2776 nt
Organism: [Torrubiella] hemipterigena
Lineage: Eukaryota; Fungi; Ascomycota; Sordariomycetes; Hypocreales; Clavicipitaceae
Source: the annotation of a GenBank genome assembly
CAGCAGUGGCCAAUACGCAGCCAGGCGGUGGAGCAGCGGAUCGGAUCGACCAGCUCUGCAGCGCUCUGGUUGCUCUGUAGCGUCCAAAGUUUUAGCGGGUGAGGGGCCAACCAGCCAGCCAGACAUGUUGCACGUUUGCAGCACCCCCGCCUCUCGUGGUGCUCAGUAAACGAUAAAUAGCCUCUUGGCCCCAGGAAGGUGUUUUCUACCUUUUUGUCCUUUCCAACCAACCUCUACUCUUUCAUCACAUACCAUCUUCCGUCUUUUAAAGACUCAAUCCGCUACAAUGGGCAAGAUCGCUGUCGUCUACUACUCUACCUACGGCCACAUCAAGGCCCUCGCCCUCGCCGAGAAGGCUGGUGCUGAGAAGGCCGGUGCCACCGUCGACAUCUACCAGAUCCCCGAGACCCUCUCUGAGGAAGUCCUCGGCAAGAUGCACGCUCCCCCCAAGGACGCUGCUAUCCCCGUCCUUGACGACCCCUCCAAGCUCCUCGAAUACGACGGUGUCCUCUUCGGCAUCCCCACCCGUUACGGCAACAUGCCCGCCCAGUGGAAGGCCUUCUGGGACCAGACCGGCGGUAUCUGGUCUACUGGUGGCUUCUACGGCAAGAAGGCUGGUCUCUUCAUCUCCACCGGUACGCUCGGUGGUGGCCAGGAGUCCACUGCUCUUGCCACCAUGUCCACCUUUGCCCAUCACGGCUUCCACUACAUCCCUCUCGGCUACGCCAAGUCCUUUGGCCAGCUUGCCAACCUCUCUGAGGUCCACGGUGGUUCUCCCUGGGGUGCUGGCACUUUCGCUGGUGCUGACGGCUCCCGCCAGCCCUCUGCUCUUGAGCUUGAGAUUGCCGGUAUCCAGGGCGAGACCUUUGCUGGCUUUGUUGGCAAAUGACUCCCUGACACUGCUGUUGAGCCUGCUUCUUGUGCCGCCAAUGGCACUACUACCACUACUGCUGAUGCUAAAGAUAGCCAACCUGCGGCUCAGCAGGAGGGAGAUGCUGUGCAAACCAAGAAGAAGGAAAAGAAAGAGGGCCCAUGCGGUCUACCUUUCCAAUGUACAGUCAUUUAAAUGACACCUAACGAUGAAUUAAAUAAUGAGAUAAAAAUGUGAAACUAUCAAUAUUGUACAUACAUACACUACUUUAUUGUGAAAAGCUUUGAUACGCUCGGAAACAAUCCAUGCUGAACUAAACUCUGGUCAAAGGCGCCGUGUCUCUUUGAUGUAGUCCCAAAAGAACAAAUACGCCCACUGCUCAAGAAACAGAAUGCAACUUUAACUAAACAAAACGCAAAGACGGGUCAUUACUUCUUGAACAAAUUCGACUCAGAUCCAAAGAAUGGAUUCGGUUGGAACCUGUGGUGCUCCAAGCCUGACUGUAGCUCACCAUCAUAGAGUGGCUGUCGCUCGUCCUCCAACGGCGGCGCCACCUUCAUGUCACCCCUGUAGAUCUCGAUCGCUGAGACCAAGGGCAUAAUCAGCAGCAGCAUGGACAAAGACUGGCCAAAGCUCCAAGACUUCUCGCCCUCGUCCGACAGCUUGACGUUGGUGUUACCGCCAAAGGCCUGCGCCACAUAGAUAACACGAAUGGCGACACCAAUAGCGCUGGCAGCCAUGAGCAAAAGACCAAUAAUCUGAAUGGCCUUGAAGAAGCGUUGAUUCCUGCUGUGCAAGUACCAUGUCGCAAGGGCGAAGAUGAUGCCGUUGGCCGCCAUGACCGCAAUAGUGCCGACAAACGAGACCCCCGUGUCACCACUGGUGCCUUUUACUUCGCCGUUCCAGACACAGGCAACAGGCAGGGUUGAGUGGACGAGGCCUUUGGAAACAACCCGUAACACGAAGAUACCUGAAACUGAUGACAACGCCAGGUUGACAAACAUGAGAAACUGGCGCAGCCACCGCAGAACCCAAUCACGGCGGUAGUCGUGCACGAGGGCGAGCAGCGUGGCGUUGUGUGUGGCCAUGGAUAGUAACGAGAGCAUCCAGAUAAGGAAGAAGUGAUACGGAAUGAGCGAGCUCAUAUUAGCGAGUCCGACACUCUGAAUUCCGAUUCCCUGCAUGAUUUGUGAAUCGCUGUAUCCAUUCAGGACUUUUCGGCGAAUGGUCGACGGCUUGCCACGGACUUCGGCCCAGAUGACACUUGUAGAGAUGAGGAGAGCGAGGACGGCGGUGAUCAUAAAGGACAAUAGAAUCUAAAAGAGGUGAACAAGUAUUGGUUAGCUAAUGGACGCGUGGUGUAUUCUAUUGCGGCCGAGUUCAAACAUACUCCUGUGCCCGCAAUACCAGCGUCGCUGGGAGCGCUGUCUGGCGCAUUGCUGCAGUUGGCGUCAAAGAGACCCAUGGCGUCAAGCUAUGGAAGGUGAUGAGAAUGUAUUUGGGUUUCGCGUUUAGCGCAUUUGAUCGCGCAAUAUCGUACGAUUCAAAUAAAUAAGAAGAAAUUUGGAAUCUCAGAACAGAGUUGCCAGGAACUGUCCCCUUCUACGAGCGCGCUCCUCGCUGUCAGCGGUUGCCGCUGCUCGGAAACCAAAAAGCGACCAAAAACAGGGAACUGGGCUGCUUGGCUUGUCCAGGGACCAGCGCUGUUAGCCAAUGGCGGAUACCUGCCCUUAACCUAGCGGCCGCUGCUAUUUCCGUCGCCCCAAUCACCAGCUUUCAGGCGGGCACAGAGCCGCUGAGGCGUUCUGCUGCCGCUGGCAAAAAAUCGACUGGCUGUCAGGAACCCGUCCGUUGGCCUGGCCCGCGACCCAAUUCGGCAACGCCUGGAAUGGUGCGAUGUCUCCC